Eleginops maclovinus (Patagonian blennie) is the source of this 3320-nucleotide messenger RNA. RefSeq lists its product as uncharacterized. Gene Ontology annotation, cellular component: endosome. The record is from RefSeq and is a predicted model, not a curated record. Gene Ontology annotation, molecular function: phosphatidylinositol binding. Bases 151 to 2796 code for a protein of 881 amino acids. The transcript is spliced from 16 exons. NCBI's taxonomy places the organism in Eukaryota, Metazoa, Chordata, Actinopteri, Perciformes, Eleginopidae.
UCCGUUUCACUUCUUGUUUGUUUGGAGGAAACAUCGUGUUGCUCUCUGCGUUUAAAGAUGUGGGUGAACAAAGCGGCUCCGGCUGUGUGCUCCACACAUCGGUUCAGAGUGAGAGGGACGAGCAAGAAGAACCUCUUGUAGGAGAAGAACAUGUAUUUAUGGCGCUUCUCCAUCGCCGUAACCCUAGGCUUGGGGUGGUAUUUUUCAGACUGCGUUCGCUCGGUGACACAGUACAUUUUAUGUUUCUUCUUUUGUUUUACUUCUUCACUUUUAUUUGAAAACGGUGGAAGAGACAGCAGCACUCAGACUGAUGAAGAGACAAGGGAACAUCCACUUCAGGAAGCUGCUGAGGGAAAGUUGUUUGGUGACAUAAGCGACCUUACUUUAGCAAAAAGCAGCGAGCAUCCUGAACCUCUGGAGUCUCAGUAUCCACAUGUGAAGACGUCUCUACAGCAGGUGUUCGAGUGCGCCUACGCCCAGCUGGUCCUGCCUUGGUACGGCGUUCCUGAGCCGUGCGAGCAGCAGCCUCUGCACCAGGUGCUCAGUGGGGAGUUUGACUUUGUCAUAGACCGGAUCAUCGAGAAAGCCAAAGACUUUGAUGUUUGCCAGGCGGUCGUGGGCUCUGUUCGUAUUUUGACCCAGCACUUACAUAAUGCCAAGCAGGCUGACAGGGAACUCUUGUUCAGCUCCAGAGCAGAGGAAAUCGCAGUCCUCCGGGAGUUUUCUGAUGCUCUAAUACGUAACCUUUUCCCCAAAUCUCUCUGGGGCCAUGAAGUCAACCGCUGUGCCUUAAAUGAGAUCAUUGCCUUAAAGGGGCUGGGCCUGCUGGUGACAUGGCUGUCGGACCCCGACAACCUGAACCAGCUGGUGGUGAACCAGCUGGACAAAGUGACUCUCAAAGGCUCGGAGGAGGAGCUGUGUGGAUCCGACCCGGAUCAAACCUCUCUGGCUUCGCAGGAGGGAGAGGCCGAGGGCAGUGAAGCGAGGUUGGAGGGAGCAGGAAUUUCAUCCGGCACCAGGAUCAAGUCCAAAAGAAAAGCAAACAAGUUGAAAGAAGGAUGGUCUAAAUUUGUGGACAAGGUGAAGUCUAAGAAGGCCAAGAAGAAGAAGAUGAAGAAGCUGGAGCAUGACCUGCUUCUGAGGGCCAUGGCGAUCCAGGGAGACAUGACCAACGAGGACGACGCCAGCAGCAAGGAGGGAUCCCUUCACAGCCCGCAGGAUUCCGACAGGGAGGACAGUGAUCUGGAGAACUACUUGACGAGCGUCCAAGAGGACAUGAUGGAAUUCAAGUUGUCGUAUGAGAUGUGGCGCGCUGGCAGCUGGGCUGUCAGCAUCCCUCAUACUGACUGGGAUGGUGAGGAGCUCAUCUUCACCUUUCACCUGGAGGAGAAGGGCAGCCCUGAGAACCUGCAGUGGGACAUCAAGAAGACAUACAUGGAUGUAAUAUACUUCCGCAACAGAUGGCAGGAUUCGACCAGCCUGCCCACGAUCCUGCUGCUGCAGAAGGGGGAGGUCAACGCUGAGUUCAAAGAAGAAGCCAGAGUAUCAGUGGAGCGCUUCCUGCAGGCAUUAGUUUCUGAUAAUCUGAUCGGCCACACUCAACCGGUUUUUCAGUUCUUGUGCCCACUCGACAAGCUCCUGAAUGAAGAGGAACAUUAUGGAGGCGUGUGGGGCCUACUGAGCGGCCUGGCUUACUUCCUGACCCCAGGUCAAGAGGAAGAGGAGAGCUCCAGCCCACAGACAGAAACCCCAAAAGACAUCAUAACACCCUCUCUACAUCCAGAAUCAACAGCUCUGCCUUCAGAAAGCGCCGGUGCCUCUACUGAGAAGGGCGGUGAUGUUCCUGAAGCUUCAAUCCCAUCUAUUGUUAUCUCCCAAUAUGACUCUGCUUCUGAACCGCCGGAGGAAGAAGAAAUAGAAAAUGAGCCGCGUUCUGCUGCUGACUCUGACUCUUCAAACGAAAACUGUACCCAAGACAAAACGGAGGAGUCUGAUAACCCUUUAACAUCUCACAUUAAACUCAUUUUCAAAGGACUGAAUCGAACCAGGUCACAAGAGUCUCUUAACUCGACAAAAAACACCAGUGAGGCAGAUCCGCCUGACUCAAACUCCACGCCGCACUGCAGCCAAAAUGGCGCUGUGCAGGGGGACAGCCCCGAUGGACCAUCCUGGCUUAAUUUCAGUGCAAAGUCACAUAAAAAAGAGAAAACUUGUUUCAAGAUGGCAGGUGCAGCACAUAAGGCUAAAGCAAAGGACCAGGUCUCUUCUCCUCGAGGGGAAGACCUCCAGUAUCAGAAGAGCCAAGUCAACUGGGAGCAGCUGGAGGCGACCAAAGCCAUAUUUGAUCUGCUGAAGGAAAUAUCUGGAAACUCCAUCCUUGUGAACAUAUUUGAUGCCAUUUUGAAACCUUUUACACCCAUCUUGAAAAAGAAAGUCAACUCUUUCCUGGACAAGAUGAACCCGACAGAAAUGCAGAUGGCGGCUUAUAUCGACACUCUGCGGAACAAGCAGUGGCCAGAAAUAAAACCAGCAGCAGCUUCUCAUGCCUGCACCGAGGAGGAGAAGAGCGAGACGAGGGAGCGGGCGCACAGCCUGAUCAACGCCAGAUAUUCAAACUAUCUUAUCCUGAAGAAGACGGACAUGGAGGCUGUUUUUAAUCUUUUUCAGGACAGAGAGGGAAACCAAACGCUGGUAUAUAUGCUCCUGUCAUUCCUGAUAAGAGAAUUUUUUCCGAACGAGCAUUCCCUAAAUGUGAGCGCUGCUGCCCUCCAGAAAGUGACCAACUCCCCAAGCUGAUCUGUGAAUCCUCAAUCCUUUUUAAUGGUACUUGUUUGACCUUUUUUUAGAAUAUCCAAUUAUUUAUUUAACAUGAAUAACUUAAAUCAAUGUCGAACAUUCCUCCCUGCUGUUUUUACCUCAAACAUACUGUGAACAGUUUUGUGUUUAUCCUUUGGCUUUUUUUGUUGUAAAGUUUUACUUUGUAAGUUAUUAACCCUGACUUUAAUCUUUGUGAAAUCAGAAACAUUCUUUAUGGGAUCAAACUUUACACACAUUUUACUGUUAUUGUAAAACUCACAGGAAAAAGUAAGAAUUAAAGUUAAAAGUUAAAUUACAUGUGUGAAAAUAUUUUGUGUCACUUUGAGCACUUGUUCUAUGGUGAGAGUUUUUUUCUUCUGAUUAAGUUUUGUAUAAUAGAAGAGGCCAUGGUUACCUUUAUGUCAUUGGGGACAGUGCCACUACCAAAGGAAACUGCUGAUGUGAAACACUUUCCAUUAUUUUAUUUCAAAUGAAAUAUUUUAAUAAAGAUUUUUGUGGUUAAA